Messenger RNA from Oryctolagus cuniculus (rabbit), 4410 nucleotides. RefSeq names its product EP300 interacting inhibitor of differentiation 2B (gene EID2B). Gene Ontology annotation, molecular function: transcription corepressor activity. Gene Ontology annotation, biological process: negative regulation of DNA-templated transcription. The record is from RefSeq and is a predicted model, not a curated record. Lineage: Eukaryota; Metazoa; Chordata; Mammalia; Lagomorpha; Leporidae. Gene Ontology annotation, cellular component: nucleoplasm.
CGCGCUCCCGGACGCACGCAUGCGCGUGGCCCUCAACGCGCCCCGCGGAGCCGUCGUUACCCGUUUUUAUGGAAACGCUCCGGCGGCCUCGGCGGCGGUGGCUGCGGCGGCGAUGUCCGAGUCGCCCGGAGAGAGCAACGUCCCCGAGAUGGGCGCAGCGAGUGGAGUCAGCGACGUCCUGCAGGCCGGCGUAGGCGGCCGCAGCCGGGCCCGGGAGGCCCGGGAAGGCCCGACGGCCGCGAGCGCCAGGCCGCUGGCGCGGGGGCCGGAGCCGGGCCCGGUGUCCACGGCGAGCCUCCACGAGCAGCUCGGCCUCCUCGGGAUUCGCGAGCAGCAGCUGUUCCGCCAGUACCUGGACAGCUACGCCAUGAUCCCCGUCAGGCUGCUGCGCGACUUCGAGGCGCGCCGCCGGCUGUUCGUGGAGGGCUGCAAGGCGCGGGAGGCGGCCUUCGACGCGGACCCGCCGCAGCUGGACUCGGAGGCGGCGGCCUUCACCGUGGCGCUGGGCGCGCUGGCCGACUGAGCCGCGGGGACGGAGCCGACGCCCCGGCCGCGCCCCUCGGCUUCCUCGCCUCCCACGCUGGGCUUUUUGUUUUUUGGGGUUUUUAUUUAUUUAUUUAUUUAUUUUGCAAAGAGAAAGCCCAGGACAGAUCGUCCCGCCGGAACCCAGAGACCGGACUCUCGAUGGUCGGAGGGAAUCCCGCGCGCGGCCUGCGGACUUGGAGGACCUGGGGGGGGGGGGGUCUUCCCGCGGCUGUCGGAUUCUUCAGAGAGGAGUGACGAGUAUUUCAGAUCGAGAAAGCCGGGCGCUGGAUCGGGAGGUGAACGCGUCUGCAGGGCCGUGCGACAGUGCGGGGCGAGGGGAUGGUCAGUGGCCGUGACUGUCUGAACCGUGUCAUUCUAGACUGUAGAACUGGCCGUCUGCUCUCUCCGCGGAAGACAAGCCGGGGGACGUCUCCCCAAGGCGGAGGGACUCCCGCUUUCAACAGUUUUCUAGUGUAUAUGCAAAUUGCCCUAAUUUAAAUAUUUUUUCCCCUCUUCUAAGGCAAGGUAACAGAGACCUCCGUCAGCACCUUGGAUUUUUUUAUUUUCACUUACAGAUUUGUAUAUCAGGUUUUUGUUUCGUUUAGACUGUGUCUGAAUAGACUAACUAGUGGUGUUUUGGACAUGGGGUUAGUUACAGAAUGUUUUAGCGUUUUCCGAUGUAUUUAUGCAUUUCCUCCGUGUUUAUGUAUUUUAUCCCUACGUAUUUGUCCUACGUCCUCGCGGAGGGGGCGCACGCGUGGGUACCUGCAUGACUUAAGCGCUCCCCGGGGCGCUGCCGGUUUACCUUCCCUUCCGGGGUGAGGUGAGCGCCUGGGUCCCCACAGCCUGGCCAGGCAGUCAGACUGGGCUUUGGCCGAUCUGACAGUGAAAAGACGGUUCCCGCUGCAGUUUGCAUAGCUACAAGGGCGGGUGUGCAGAGCCCAGGUGCUCGGGAGCUGUGGCUUCUCCGCCCUUCGGCAGACUGGCGUCAGCGGGGAACUGCUGUCCCCCUUUUCAGAUCAGGGUAGCGUCACUAUGCUAACGUUAUUGGCUUGCAAGUCUGUAUAUAAGUCACUAAGGAAGUUAGCCUUUUGUAAUGUGAGGUAGAAAUACAGUUUCUCAGUUUUGAUUGCUUUUGAUCCCUUUGUUGUUUUUAACAUGUGGAAAGGUAGAGCCCCCCAGGGAGCACACCACCGAGAUCUUCCGUCCUUCCCUUGGUUCACCCCCUGCCUCCCUCCCCGCCUCUCCCCCUUCCCGUAAUGGCUGCAACAGCCAAGGCUGCCGGGCCAGGAACAGCUCCCAGCUCUACCGCGCGGAUCCUGGGGCCCAAGCCACUGAGCCGUCUUCCACUGCCUGCUCCAGCAGAAAGCUGGGGCAAAAACGGAGUAGCUGGGACUCAAGCCAGCUCUCUGAUAUGGGAUGCCAUACUGCAGGCCUGUAGAAAUGUAGACAAAGUGUGUGUUGUAGUGUAGCUGUGUGUCUCUGCUUUUCUGUGGCUUCUAGACUUUGAGUCCUGCUUAGAAGGCUGGUCCUGCUACAGGAACACUUGCUCAUUCGUGUUCGUUUGCAGUGUUUUGUUGUGGGUUCUGAUACUGCUGUUUCGCCCCCAUUGCUGCUCUUUUCCACAGUUUUUCUAGAUUUUCUUUGACUUUUUUUUUUUUCUAUUGUGGAACUUUAGGACUCGACUAAAGUUGAGUAAAAGUUUUUAAGAAGUUUCUGGGCUUUGCUUGUUUUGAGCAGCGUCGUUGGUACUGUAUACGGGUCGCAUUACAUGCGUGUGAUUUUGAGGGACAGCCAACAUCUUUGUACUGUUGGCUUCCUGUCCAGUAAUUUGAUAAUCUCUCCAUUUAUUCAGGUACCUUUCUGUAUCCUCAGAUGUGUUUUCAAGUCUGGAGGACUUGUGUGUUUUUUUGGUAAGAAUAUCCCAAGGCUUAUUUCUUUGUUAUGGCUUUCAUGAGUGAGGUUUUGCUGUUUGUACAUUUGAAUGCUACUAAUUUCUUCAUAUUUUUUGGUGCUGUAUUAAAGUUCCUCCAGUCUCUUGUUUGGAUUCGUCUUUGGCAUACAGUCAUCUCCACAAAGAGCAAGUUUUCCCAUGUCCUUUGCCAUUUUUAGUGCCUGUCACUCCUUUCUCUUGUAUAAUUGCUUGGGCUAGAAGCCCCACCCCAACAUAAAUACCCACAGAGUGGAGAAGACCUUGUCCCUGUCUUUUUGCUGGCGUUUGUGGGAAUGCUUCUUGUGUUUCCCCAGCAACCAGCUAGCUUCCUCAGGGCUAGCUUUUGUGUUGUAGCACAUCCAGGAAAUGUACUUAUAUGCCUGCUUCUAGUCUGGGCUUUUUUCUCACGAGCAGUUGGGAAUUUUGUUAAAGGUAGCUCCAUGUUAAUGAACCACUUGUCUUCCGUGCUGUGUCUAUGUUGGAUUAUGUACCUAGGUUUUCGGGUAGGGGUCUAAGCAUGUGGACUGUGCCUCAUGACAUAUUACUCAGAUUGAUACUGAAUUCUGUUUGGUGACAUUUGAUUUGAGAUUUUUAUGUUAGAAUUCAUAAGUGAAAUUGAUUUGUAGUUUGUUAGCUUUUCAGUGUUUAUGUCAAUGUUAUAUUCAUUUCACCUAAAAAAUAUGGGAGUAUUUUCUCUUGUUUCUUGCUCUGUAGAAGGGCAGAUUUGGAAUUAUUUGGUCACAAAAUUUCAUUAUGAAAACCAUCCAGGGCUAAUGCUUUUUGGGAGACAGACUAGUUCAUUAAUAAGUUCCUAUUUUUUCUGAGAUCAGUAGUUUGUAGCACAGUUAUCUGAGUAUUGAUAUUCUCUGCUGGCUUAGCAUAUUGCAUUUUCUGGCUAAUUUUCUGAAAUACGCCCUUCUCUACCUAGUGGUGGCAGAAGAAAAUGACUAAACUGGAAAGACCGAGAUUGGCAACCUGUAGAAAAAUUUCCCGUAGUUUUCAGAGCAAAGCAGGCUUGCUCCUCUCCAUCUGCUCCUCACACACUGCUGUGAGGUGGCUGGGAGCAGAUGGGCCUGGGGGGACCCUUCCUGCCGUGACGCCGUGCUCUGGGGUCCCUCCCCGAGACCCAGGGCAGGCCGGCAGAAACCUACCACUUGCUUCACAAGCAGAGAGAACGGGAGCACAUUUCCCGGUGAGGCCUUCUCUGUCUCCAGGUAGAUCCGAGUCAGGAAAAGUUUCUCAGUUGUGUUGCUUUUUUCUAAGAACCAACUGUCUUAACCUCUUUUGGUUUGUUGUUUUAUUAAUUUCUGCCCAGUCUUUACCUGCUUUUUUUAAAUUUUAGUUUAUUCCAGUAGUUCCUUUUUACAUUUCUAACUUCUUGAGUGGAUUUUUGGUUCAUCAAUUUUCAUCCAUUUCUGUUACAACCAUUUAAGCUGGGUGAUAAAAUUCCUUCUAAGUACCAUUACAGUUCAACUGUACAAGCUUAAGUACAUGGUAUUUUUCUUAUUGUAGUAAUCUGUUUUUCAACAAAGAAUUAUUUAAAAAUUAUCGUAAUUCCCAAUUGUGUUCAUAGUUUUAUGUUCCUUUUGUUACUGAUGUGUAACUUAAGUGUAUGAUGGUCACAGAAUGUGAUUCAGAGUAUACAGAUUAUUUGAAAUGCAUGGAGUCUUGUUUUACGACCUAACUGCCAAUUUUUGUAAAUAUUUCAUUUGUGCAGACCUUGUGUUUUCUAGUUAUUGGUUGCAAUUAUAUACAUGUGAUCAUUAGAUCAAGCCUAUAAUUUGUGUUAUUCAAAUAUUCUAUGUUUUUGUCAGUUGAUCUAACUUAGGUGUAUUUGUCUGUUCCAUGUUGUAUCUCUCAGUUUUUGCUCUAGGUGUUUUGAAGCAGUUAUUAGGUGCAUAAAGUUUGGAGUUGUGUCAUCCUCCUGGCUAAUUAAAACGUAUCGUUCCAUA